Hermetia illucens (black soldier fly) is the source of this 1756-nucleotide messenger RNA. RefSeq lists its product as uncharacterized. Gene Ontology annotation, cellular component: preribosome, large subunit precursor; Las1 complex. Gene Ontology annotation, molecular function: endonuclease activity. Gene Ontology annotation, biological process: maturation of LSU-rRNA; maturation of 5.8S rRNA. NCBI's taxonomy places the organism in Eukaryota, Metazoa, Arthropoda, Insecta, Diptera, Stratiomyidae. Bases 87 to 1694 code for a protein of 535 amino acids. The transcript is spliced from 6 exons. The record is from RefSeq and is a predicted model, not a curated record.
UGACAGUUGUCUGCACAUGUAUUUUGUUUACCUUUUUCCAGCCGGGAGCGACGGCAGAGUGAGUUUUUCGUACCGAUUCAAGCAGAAUGUCAACUCCUAAUGAAGAGGAACCAGUACCAGUAGAAAAUGAGCUGAAUUCUACCUGUGUACGACGCAAAACCAAUGUUUCUCCGUGGCGAGACAAGAAGGAGUUCGAUGAAGUGCACGAGUGGAUUUACGGUGCGGAUUCUAGUCAUGAAACCAAGGAAAAAGCGUACAGGCGUAUGAAGAUUUGGAAGCUGCGUCGACUGAACCUGACCCCUGGUACCAUCCUAAGCACGUUGUUGAUCAUUGAAGCUGAACUGAAGGAUGCGGAGUAUACCAAAGAGGGACGUCCCCUGGACGCAUGUGCUGUUUAUUCAAGUGCAUUCACGAGAUUCCUAAACUACAUGUCGGCAAUAAGCCAGGCACAAAAUAUGAAGACGAUGUACGCGGCCGCACGGGAAUUGAAUAUUGACCCAUUUCUUGUCGAUUUGCGGCAUCUCUGCGCGCACGGGCACACCAUGCCCUCCCUUGAUGUGUUCCGGAGAACUUCGCGGUACUGCCUUAACUGGCUCAGGGAAUUUUACUGGGACCUCGAGAAGGAGACGAUGGUUGAUGUCGACGCAAAGUUCGUUCGAAAGAAAAACAUUACUGCCUUUGAUGAGAACGUCAGGGAAAUGUUCCUCUUGUACGACGCAGCAAGUGAGGCAGUCGCGCGCGGCUAUCCUAAAGUUGGUGAGGCAAAGAAGCAUCUACCAAACGAGCGCUUCUCUCCUUUGAAGAGGUUUGCCGCGAUGAGCAAUGAGGAUUCUGUAGAAAACUUGACCCAGGUGCUCGUGAAAUCGAUUUCGCGGCUAGUUAGGCAGGGAAAUUCUCUGAAGGAUCUCUCGCAAAUAUUUGUAGAAGCAUUUCUGGAGAUGACUUAUUUCUUUGAAAGAGGUUGUGACUCCACUGAUCAGAAGGAAAUGGAGAUGUUGAUUGCCCGGCAUCAAGCUCUUUUUCAAACAAUAGCAACGCAUGGCUUCGUUGAAGACCUGUAUCACGCCCUGGUCGAGAUGGCAGAGAAUGAGUUUGAGAAUGUUGCGCGACGUAAAGGAGCCGGCUUCUGGGCCAAGCAGAUUGUGGUUGCAUUCGUUGCGUUCAAGAAGGUUAAAAUGUUGCAGAAAAAGCAGAGGGAACAGAAUAGUAAGACCGCCCUUUCUUUAUCUACUAUCAAUGUGAAAGCUAUUUCCAGAGAUCUUUUGGAAGCUUAUGAAAGUCUAGGAUACGACGUUAAAGCUACCUUGAUGUUUGGCGACUCAAUAAAAUGUCCUUGGACUUUGUCGUUUACUCGAGAGUAUUUAUUGGAGCGGGUCGAGCAUAUUAACGAGUACACAGUUGAUAUUAUAAAAAGUUGUAUGGAGUUGAUCCAGCCACCAUUAUCCGAAGAUAAAAAUGCGAAUUUGGCACAUUUAAUUGAUGUUUAUUCUGGCAAUCAAAUCGGCUCCAAUAGUGCUCCUGGCGAUAGAAUAUACACUCUUCAUGACGAUGUCUUAAAAAACGAUCUGGAAGAUUCAGAAAUGAAAAGUGUGUCAGAAGAUAAGAAUAAUCAACAGACAUUCGGAAUUUGGACAAGGAUGGCAGAUGGACAAGAAUGGCACAGCUGUCCGUUGGGUCGGUUGAUGUGGGAGUAAUUACUUUAAGAUGACAACGAGAUAUUGUAAAUAUCUGCACAAAUAAAGGAUUAUAAUCUACA